AUGGGGGACAUUAAUGAAGAAAGAAAACCUACUCCGGAGAACAUGACCAUGCUCCAAGCCUUUGAAUGGUAUGUUCCAGACGAUCAUAAGCAUUGGCAAAGACUUCACGAUGCAAUCCCUUCUCUCAAAGCUACCGGUAUCGAUAACAUGUGGAUCCCACCCGGAUGCAAAGCUUCUUCUCAAUCUGGAAAUGGUUAUGAUGUGUAUGAUUUGUAUGAUUUGGGAGAAUUCGAACAAAAGGGAGGAAAGGGUACGAAAUGGGGUAACAAGGAAGAGUUGGUAAAAAUGGUGAAGAAAGCCAAUGAGGUUGGGGUAGGAAUCUAUUGGGAUGCUGUCCUUAAUCACAAAGCAGCAGCAGAUCAUAAAGAGAAGUGUCUUGCCCAGGAAGUCGACGAGGAAGACCGCACAAAGAACAUUUCAGACCCGUAUGAAAUUGAAGGCUGGCUCGGUUUUGACUUUCCAGGCCGUGGCGAUAAAUACUCGAAACAAAAGUACCAUUGGUAUCACUUCUCUGGCACAGAUUACAACGACGCAAACCAAAAAACUGCAAUCUACAAGAUUCUCGGAGAUGAAACAAAAGAUUGGGCAGAUGACGGCGAUGUUGAUUCCGAAAAGGGUAAUUAUGAUUACCUCAUGUUCGCAGAUCUAGACUACGGCCAUCCAGAAGUAGAAAAAGAUGUAUUGAAUUGGGGAGGAUGGCUUGGAGAUCAAAUCACACUAAAGGGAGUGAGAUUCGAUGCAGUCAAACAUUUCAGUGAGGAUUUCCUGGGAAAAUUCAUUACUCUUAUGAAUGAUAAAUACGGCCAAGGAUGGUUCUUUGUAGGAGAGUUUUGGAAGGAUAGUUUGGAUGAUAUGAACAAAUAUUUGGAUCGCAUGGGCAGAAAGUUUAGUCUUUUUGAUGCACCAUUGGUUUACAACUUCAGCAAAUUGAGUAAGACAGAAGGAGGAGACUUAAGAGGUGUAUUUGAUGAUACCUUGGUUCAGACUGCACCAGUCAAUGCUGUUGCUCUUGAAGCCCCUAUAGAACCUUUCUUCAAACCUCUCGCCUAUGCUCUCAUCCUCCUCCGCUUUGAUGGCUACCCCUGCAUCUUCUACGGUGAUCUUUACGGCAUAAAAGGCGAACACCCCUUCCCUCCAUCAUGCGGUGGUGCACUCCCAAAUCUUGCUCUAGCCAGAAAGCUCUACGCAUAUGGCGAACAAAAAGAUUACUUCGAUUACGCAACCUGUAUCGGCUGGGUAAGAUAUGGAACUUGGGAUCGACCAUUCGGUUGUGCGGUAGUAUUGAGUAAUGCGGGACCAGGAGAGAAGAGAAUGUUUGUAGGAGAAAUGCAUGCGGGAGAGAAAUGGACGGAUGUUUUGGGAUGGGAACAAGGAGAGGUAGAGAUUGGAGAAGAUGGAUGGGGAGUUUUCAAGUGUCCAGGAACAAGUGUCAGUGUAUGGGUUAAUGCUGAAGCGGAGGGGAGAGAUAGGUUCGGAAAGUUUGAUGAUGAUAUCUACAAGGAGUAG
This is a messenger RNA of Botrytis byssoidea, 1506 nucleotides long. RefSeq lists its product as uncharacterized. Lineage: Eukaryota; Fungi; Ascomycota; Leotiomycetes; Helotiales; Sclerotiniaceae. Gene Ontology annotation, biological process: carbohydrate metabolic process. Gene Ontology annotation, molecular function: calcium ion binding; hydrolase activity, hydrolyzing O-glycosyl compounds. The record is from RefSeq and is a predicted model, not a curated record. Bases 1 to 1506 code for a protein of 501 amino acids. The transcript is spliced from 4 exons.